CCCGGUGCGGAGCGAGUCGAGGAGCGGUGAGUCCGGGUCGGUCGCCGCCGCCUCCGUCCCUAGGCUCAGGAUGCUGAGCCGUUUGUCAGGGCUUGCCAACACUGUCCUGCAAGAGCUGUCCGGGGAUGGAGAGGACGCCGGGUCCGCAGCAAUGCCUGCUGGGGCAGAGUCGGAAGCUAGCCAGCAGAAUGGGGAGGAGACGCCUGAGGACCUGCUGGAACGGUUGGCCCACACAGAGAGGCUGGUGGUGCAGCUGAAGAAUCUGGUGCGGGAAAAGGACGCCCAGCUUCAGCAGAAAGAUGCUUUGCUCCAGGAGGAAAGGCAGGCCGCUGAAGCCAAGCUGCUGAAGCUGAAGCUGCAGGCCAAAGCCAAGCUGGCAACUCUGAACAAGCGCAUUGAGGAGCUGACGGAACAAGGAGCAGCUGUAGCCGCAAAGGACCUGCCAGAAGAGCCGCCGCUUCCUGCUAAGGUUCAGAGCGACCAAAAGGCAUGUGACAGACAGGAGGAGAAGACAGAAGUUCUGCAAAGGCAGCUUCAGGAGCAGGAGGAAAUGGUGGAGAAGCUCCAAGGGCAGCUGGAGGCAGUUACCGGGAACCUUCACGAAGUGAAGACCCAGCUCAGCUCUCUGCAAGAGGAAAUCAAGGCUAAGGACUCCCGCUUUGAGGAGCAGGCGCUCAAGUACCAAGCCGAAUUGCACCGGUUAGCAGCCCAGUCGGCCCUGGAAGCAGAAAUGCAGCAGAAUCUCCGCCUCUUGCAGAGGAAGCUAGAGGAGCAAGAGGAAGCCUUGCUGGGGCGAACGCAAGUGGUGGAAUUGUUGCAGCAGGAAUUGAGUGGUGUUGAAGAGAAGAAGCAGGUUCUCCAGCAGAAAUUCCAGGAGGCCGAGGCGGAGCUGGAUUCCCUGCGGAACACCUUGUCCUCCGAGCGGCAGGGGUCCCAGAGCCUGGUGGGGCGGCUGGAGCUGGAGCUGGCGGAGCAGAAGCUGUCCUUCCACCGCUUGCAGGAGGACGUGCAGCAGUUCUCCGAGGAGCUGGCCCGAGCGAGAGCAGCUCAGGCGGCUGAGGGUCGCGAGAGCCGGGCCGCCCAGGAGAGACACGCGGAGGAGAUGGAGGAGAAGAGCCAGGAAAUUGCCGCCCUCCGGAGAGCGGAGCAGGAUUUGCGCUCCAGCUGCGAGGGCCUCCGAGCCCAGAACGCCCUGUUGCUGCAGGAGGCCGCGCGGUCCCCAAAGCCCCCCGCUGGGGAUGGCUCCAUGCAGCAAGGAAAGCCCCCGGCAAGCUCCAAGGAGUCUGGUUCUUCCCAGGCUGACGCUGAAGCCCUCACAGCCCAGACAGCAGGGCAGGCGGCUGCACUGAGCGAGGCAGUGGCCGAAGAGGACGCUGCAGCAGCAGCGUUGCCAGUGAGAAAUCUCCAACAGCAGGAAAAUGAGCAGCACAAGGUCCUUGCGGAGACUCUGGAAGCUGGAAACGAGACCCUUCGCUCCCAACUUGCCACGCUGGGGAAGAGGCUUGAAUUCACUGCAGGUGCCACAGAGUCAAGCCAGGUCGGCUGUUCUGAAAUGGGUGUUGAGUCGCAGCCUCAGCAGACACCAUCUGGCUUCAGUGACAGUUCGCCUGGGCCUGGCGGCUUAAUGGAGGGUCUGGAAAGCAACAGCGCAGAAGACCUGCAUUCACCAGACACACCUGCUGCCCUAACUCAGCCCAGCAAGCCCAAUGGGAGCCCUCUGGAGCCACCGCCUGCCACAGGCAACGGACAUCCCAGCAUCCUGGAGUAUCUCUCUGCGAAGAAACGCCAAGACCUCUCCGUCCUGCUGCUGGAGCUACAGGAGGCUCAGGAAGAAAUCGCAUUUCUCAAGGGCCAGCUUCCAGCCUCCGGCAGCUUCGACCCUGAUGGAGUUGAGCAGCCGAGUGGCCAGUCGCAGGCCAGCGGCGCAGAGGAAGGAGGAGACGGGCCGGUGCUUAUGCAGAGUGAUUCAAGUAGCAGCUCACUGGUGACCGUGGACAUUCAGGAGGAGUCCCCUCCUCCCCCCCUGCCAGGGGUGAUCUGGGGGCAGGGUGGCCCCUGCACAGAGGACACAGAAGCAACUCGCGAACCUUCCCCGGCCACAAGUCUCUCGGAGCCGCGAGAGCUGACAAAGUUGCAGCUUGAAAUGGCUGAGCUCCGGGCCGGCCAGCGCGAAGCACAGGAGUUGCACGAGAGGGCCUUGGAGGAGAGGGCUGCCGAAAUCGGGAGGCUGCAGCAGCUAGUGGAGGGCUCGGACCGGUCCUUGCGCAGCCUGACCGCGGAGCGGGAUCAGCUCCUGUCCCAGCGGGAGGAGCUCCGCGGCCUGGCAGAGCUGAAGCAGCGGGUAAAGCAGCUGGAGGGCGACCUCGCCGACGCGGAGAAGCGGCGCCUCUCCCACCACGAGAGUGGGAUCUCCCAGCUGGGCCUGUUGAGGGAGCAGGUCCAGAGCCUGAGCAACGAGGCCAAGUCGAAGGAGGUGAAAAUCGCGGCCCUGCAGAAGGACCUGGAUGAGGCUCAGCGCCGCCUCACGGAGCACGACCUGCUGGGGCGAAGCCUGAGCGGCCGGCUCCAGGAGGAGGAGCGUGAGCGAGAGGGGCUGGCCAGGCAGCUGCGAGAGGCUUCCGCCGGGGCCGAGGAGCUCUCCUGGAGCCUUGCCUCCAAGGAGCUGGAGGCGGCCCGGCUGGAGCAGCUCCUCGCCCAAAGCGCCACCGAGGCAGAGCGGCUGCAGCAGGAAGUGGCGGAGCGGGAGCGCCGGAUGGCGGAGCUCAACGCGGGCAUGUCCGACCGGAUGGUCCAGCUGAACGAGGAGAAGUUUGUGCUGGGCCAGGAGCUGGCGAGCUUGACGGAGCGCCUGAGUCUGCUCAUGCCAGGGAAGGAGACCAGAGACCAGGGGGUGGGGACAGGGGCGGUGCAGGAAGAGGAGGAGAAGGAGGAGGAGGAGGAGGAGCCUCCUGAGCAGCAGGCCCAGAGGGCGUCGCCAGCCGGGGAGGAGGGGGCGGCGUUGAGGAAGGAGAACGAGCGGCUGAGGAAGAAGCUGCAAGCGGCUCUGGUCAGCCGGAAGGAGCUCCAGGGCAAGGUCCGCAAGCUGGAAGCCGGGAGGGAGCAGCCCGCGAAGCCUGGGGCCACUGCUCUGGAGGCCCAGCAGAAUGCAGCGGGGGGAGCAGCAGGAGAAGCAGCAGCCCCGGAGAGCAGCAGGGAAGCAGGGGGCGACGUGUUCUCUGCCAAGGAGGCUGAGCUGCUGACCGUCCUUGGGGAAAAGGAGUCCGCCGUGGCGGCGCUGCAAGCCGUGAUUACGGAGCUGCAGCAAAGCCUGCAGGAGAAAGACCUCCUCGUCGGCGCCCUGCAGGCCGAACUCGCGGGGUCCGGUUCAGCCUCCGAGAAGCCGGCCCCGGUGGAUCAGAGCUUGGCGGUGUCUGGGGCGGCUGUUCCCCUGGCGCAGGGGGGGAGUGCCGGUGGCGCUGAGCCCUGUCUGGAAGAGGGACAGAGGGCUGCCCUGGCGGAGAAGCUCUGUGCUGUGGAGCAGGAGAGGGAUCAGCUCCAGAAGAAGCUCCGGGAAGCGCUGGCCUCCCGCAAGGACACCGUCAAGAAGGCCCAGGAGAAGGACCGCCUCCACCGAGAGCAGCUGAAGCAGCGGAAGGAGGACUACGGCCUCCUGCAAGAGCAGUUUGAGCAGCAAAGCCGGGAGAAGGAGAGCCUGCAGGGUCAGCUCCAGGCCCUGAACCAGGCUCUGGAGGGCGCCUCUCUUCCCAAGCCUGCCGAGGAGGUGCCUCCAGAAGAGCCGGCGUCGGGGGCCGUGCAGGAGUCCGGCGGAGCGGCUCCAGUGGGCAGCGCUGCGUCCGGCGGGGGCUUCCUGGCAGCUGAGGACGUUGCUGCGGAACGGCUCCGGGGAGACCUCGAGGAACUCCAGGCGGAGAAAGGGGAGCUGGCCGCCCGGGUCAGCCAUCUGGAAAGAGCGCUCGGAAGUGAGUCUGAGGUGACGGGGCAGCUCCGGGAACAGGUCCGGCAGCUGCUUGCUGAGCUGGAGGCGCUGAAGGCCGCCUGCGGUCAGGCUGAAGCCGGUGCGGUCAGCCUUCGGCUGGAGCUGGAGGAGAGCCGAGCGGCGGUCGCCCGGCAGGAGGGCCUGAGACUCCAGCAGACGAACCUCGAGGAGCAGCGGGGACUUGCCAGCAAGGAGGAAAUUGGCGGCCUCAACUCCCAGCUCGCAGAGAAAGAGGAGUCUCUGCGGAGCCUCCAGGCAGAGCUGCGGGACAGAGAGGGUCGGAUCGAAGCCUUGCAAAGUCAGCUGGCGGCCCAGAGCAAGGAGCAGGCCCAGCGCCUGCAAGCCGAAGCCCAGCAGAAAUCGGCCGAAGACGCUGCGGAAGGGCAGUCCAGGGCCCAGCUGCAGCGGAAGCUGCAGGCUGCGCUCAUCUCCCGGAAGGACGCGCUGAGGGAGAGCAAGCUGCUGAAGGAAGAGCUGGCCGGCGCCAGGGCUGCCCUGGAGAGCGCGUCGCUGCGCCUGUCGGACGCCGAGAGCCGGGCCUCCGAGCUGGGGCAGGAGAAGGAGGCGCUUCUGGAGAAGAUGGCGGCCCUCGGAGAGGAGCGGGAGAAGCUGAUUGCGGAAGUGGACAAAGCCUUGGUGGAAAACCAGAACGUGUCCGGCUCCUGCGAGAGCCUGAAGUUGGCCCUGGAGGGGGUGGCCCGGGAGAAGGCCCGGCUGGAGGACCAGGUGGGCGCUCUGCACCAGGCCCAGGCCCAGGCGCUCUCGGAACGGCAGGAGAAGCACCAGGAGCUGCAGCGGGAGUACGAGACCCUCCUGCAGUCCUACGAGAACGUCAGCGGCGAGGCUGAGAGGAUCCGGCGGGUGGCCGAGGGCGUCCGGCAGGAGAAGCAGGAGCUCUUCCUCCGGCUGAAAGGCACCGAGGCCGAGAAGAGGGAGGCGGAGGCCCGCCUGCAGGGGGCCGAGCAGGAGAUGGACGGGAUGAGGGAGAAGAUGCGGAAGCUGGCAAAGUCCAAGCAGCAGAAGAUCCUGGAACUGGAGGAGGAGAACGAGCAGCUGAGGGCAGAGGCUGCUCCCGCGGGCGGCGGCCUGCCGGGAGGGGCGGAAGAGGCGAGUGCCUCUCUCGGGGCAGAGCUGGAGCGCUCCCGGCAGGACUGUGAGGUCCUCUCCGCUCAGCUGGAAGUGCUGAUGGCCGAGAAGGACUCUCUGAACCAGCAAAUCCAAGACUUGAAGAAGACCUUGCAAAGUGAGGAGGUGGCGGCGGUGGCCGCAGGCGAGGCCAUUGGGUCUACCAGGGUCGAGGCCCCAGUGGCAGCCGAUGCUCAGGCGAGUCCAGGCCCAGCUCCGGACCCUCCGGUGCCCACCGCGGCGAGCCUGCGUUCCGGGGGGCAAGAAGCCCACCAGGGCGGCCCGCCACACGCCGAAAUAAGCCGGGACCUUCAGCAGGUCGCCCAGCUGACGGAGCAGGUUGCAGACCUGGAGGAGAAGAGCCGGGUGGCGGCGGAGGAGCUGGGCAAGGUGCUGAGGGAUUUGGAGACCCUGGGAGAGGAGAAGAAAGGCCUGGAGGGCCUGCUGGUGGCUCGAGGGCAGGAGCUGGAAGCCCUGCGGGAGAAAGUGGCCAGGGUGGAGCAAGCCGGCCAGAAAACGGAGGAGCAGCUUGCCGGAGCAGUGAGGCUGAAAGAAGCCCUGGCAGCCGAGAAGGAUGACCUGGAGGAGAGGCUCAUGAACCAGCUGGCGGAGCUGAACGGCAGCAUUGGGAACUACCAGCAAGACGUGGCGGCGCUGCAGAGCCAGAACCAGCAGCUCCUCGGCGAGGCGGAGGGCCUUCAGGGGGCCCUGAGCCGCCUGGAGGAGGAGAAGCGGCGCCUGCUGAGGGAGAAAGGGGAGAUGGCCGCCGAGAAGAAGGAGCACGUGGAAAAGCUGAAGAGCGCCUGGAAGGGGGGCAGCAGCCGGACGCAGGCCAAGGAGCUCCAGGAGCUGCUGAAGGAGAAGCAGCAAGAGGUGAGGCAGCUGCAGAAGGACUGCAUCAAGAGCCAGGAGAAGAUCAGCAGCUUGGAGCGGACCGUCAAGGCCCUGGAGUUCGUCCAGAGCGAGUCCCGGAAGGAGCUGGAGGCCGCGAAGCAGAGCGUGGCCAAGGCAGGAGCCGACACCCAGAAGGCCCAGGCGGAGCUGGCGUCCUGCCGCGUCUUGCUGGACGACACUCAGAGCGAGGCGGCCCGCGUCUUGGCCGAGAGCCUGAAGGUGAAAGAGGAGCUCCAGGCGAGCAAGGCGCAGGCCAAGGCCCAGCUGAGGCAACAGGAGACGGAGCUGGAGUGGCGCCUGGGAGCCGAGAAGGACAAGCACUCGAAGGAGGUUGGGAACAUGGAGGAGCGGCUGGAGGCCUUGCAGAGAGAGCGGGGGCGGGCGGAGGGGGCGGCCCGGGAUCUGCAGGAGGCCCUGCGCCGGAAGGACCAGGAAGCCAAGCAGCUCCAAGGCAGCCUGAACCGCACGCUGGCCCAGCUGGCCGCCUUCACCAGGAGCAUGUCCUCCCUGCAAGACGACCGGGACCGUGUGAUCGACGAGUCCAGGCAGUGGGAGAAGAAGUUCAGCGAGGCCAUAGAGAAGAAGGAGCAGGAGGUGCGCGCCCAGGAGCAGGCCUGCGCCGGCUUGGAGGAGCAGGCCAAGCUGACGGCUGCCCAGGUGGAAGACCUGCAGAGUCGCUUGGCCAGCCUGGAACACAACAAACUGGCCCAGGAGUCCAGUGCCCAGAAGGAGCUUCAGCGUCACCAAGAAGAAGCCAACAUGCUCCAGGAGGAGAAAAGGAGCCUUGCCUUCCAGCUUGAGGAGGCCCAGCAACGGUUGAGCAGCUCCCAGAACCUGGUCCAGAAGCAAGAGGCAGAACUUCAGAAUCUGGGAGUGCAGCUUGCUGAUCUGCAAGACUCCUUUGCAAAGGUUGAGGAGGCCCGGAAUGAAAUGGAGAAGACAGCAAAAACUCAAGAGGCCAAUCUCCAGGAAUGCAGAUUCAGCCUGGAACAGCUGGAGGCCGACCUGCAGGCUUCCAAGGAGCUGACAGACAGGCUUCACGAAGAGAUGAGCAGCAAGGACCAGAAGAUCAUUGACCUUGUGGCCAGCAAGGAGGAGACCAUGGCUGCAGCUGUGUCGGAGUUGCAACAGCGGCAUAAGGAGGAGCUGAAAGAACUGGAGAACAGGAUGGACACGGUGGGAGAGGAGAGGAUGGCCCUGGAAAUAGAGAAGAGCAAAGCUCUGGAGAAGGUCGGCCGGCUCAUGGGGAAGCUGAAGAGCGCCCGGGAGGAGAGCAGGCAGCACAAGGCCCAGCUGGAUUCCUUCACCAAGUCCAUGUCUUCCUUGCAGGACGACCGGGACCGCGUCUUGGCAGACUAUCGCCAGCUGGAGCAGCGUCACCUGGCAGCCAUCUUGGGGAAAGACCAGCUGAUCCAGGAAGCCGCUGCGGAGAACAACGCCUUGAAGGAGGAGCUCCGGGGCCUCCACGGCCGUAUGGACGACCUGCACGCCGAGAACGCGAAGCUGAAGGCCGAGCUGGUGCGCUACCGCGAGGAUCUCAACCAGCUCAUCACCAUCAAGGACGGCCAGCAGAAACAGCUGCUCCAGACCCAGCUGGAGCGCAUCCAGGCCCUGGAGAAGGAGAAGGCGGGCGUGGAGGGCCAGCUGAGGGAGUCCGAGUGUGCCUCGGCCACGCUGCGGCAGUCCGGAGAGGCCCUGCUGCUGGAGAAGCACAGUAUGGGGCAGGAGGUGGAGGCCCUCCAGGCCUCCCUCUCCCGGCUGCAAAGCGAGAUGGCCGCGCUGCACGAGGGCGGGCCCAUGCUGGAGCUGCAGGCGCAGCUGCAGGGCAAGGUGGAAGAAGGGCAGGAGCUGAGCGGCCGGCUCUCCCUUGCACAGCAGCGGGUGGCAGAGCUCGAGGAGGAGCUGGCCCUCGUUCGGCAGAGCACGGCCCAGAAGAUGCACGAGGCGGAAGCCCAGAUGAAGAAGGAGCUGAAGAGCCUGCAUCACGACGCCGGGCUCAUGCGCAACGAGACCGAGACGGCUGAAGAGCGCGUGGCGGAGCUGGCCAAGGACCUGCUGGAGAUGGAGCAGAAGCUUCUCGCUGCCACGGAGGAGAACCAGGACCUGAAGGCCCAAAUCCAGUCCUUCAGGAAGGCCAUGAGCUCCCUCCAAGACAGCUGGGACCAGUCGAACGAAGCGCUGCGUGCCACGGAGAAGAAAUACGCCGUGGACUUGGGAGAGCAGCGGCUGCUGGUUCAGGAUCUCCGCCAGGGGGAGCUUCGGUGGCAGGAGGAGCAGCUGACUCUCGCCAAGCAGAGGGACGCUCUGGCCUCUGAGCUGGCCGCCCUUCGGGGCGCAGUGGAGGAGAAGGGCCUUUUGGCCCGGCUGGAGAAACUCGGCCGGCAGCUUCAGGCCAAAGAUGUGGAGCUCGCCCGCCUGACCUCUGAGCUGGAGGGGGCCUCCGGCCAGGUGAAGUCCUUCGCCAAGGCCAUGGCGAGCCUGCAGGGCGAGCGAGACCGUCUGCUGAGCGAGCUGGACAACGCCCGGAAAGCGGAGGAGGUGAAGCUGCAGUCGGCAGCCCAGCCUCCCGCCGGCCUUGACGAAGUGCCCAGCCUCAAGAAGGCCUUGUCCUCCCUGCAGAACGACAGGGACCGGCUGCUGGUGGAGCUGAAGAACCUACAGCAGCAGUACAUACAGGUUGGGGUGGACACGGCUGAGAUCACGCGCCUGAAAGCCCAGCUGCAGGAGCAGAAGCAGGAGGCCGAACAACAGCGGCACCUCCAGGAGCAGCUGAAGCAGGAGAGCACCUCCUGGCAGCGUGAGCUUCAGCAGCUCAGGGAGGCAAAGGCAGCCUGGGAGCUGGAGGCCUCGGCGGCCAAAGAGCAGCAGCGGGGCCACCUCCAGAGAGCCGGUGCGCAGGUUGUGGAGGAGGAGCAGCACCAGAGGCAGGCUGCUCCCGAGGUCCCUCCUUCCAGCAAAGCACAGAAGGGCGAAGCGUCUGGCUACGAGGCCACCGAUCUCCAGGGCCAGCUGAGGAGCAGCCUGAAGGAGCUGCACCAGAAGGAGGUGCGCAUCCAGCAGCUCAAUGGCAAGCUCUCUCAGGUCUUUGAAGAGAAGAACGCCCUCUCCCUCCAGCUCAGAGGAAGCAGCCGCAGCCUGCGUGAGACCCACCAGUGCUACACCGAGGCCCUGGCUCGCUGCGAGGCCCUUGAGAAGCAGCUGCAGGCGUUGCCGUCGCCCAGGAAGGACAGAGGCUCCCUCCCAACAGAUGCUGCUCCUGGAGCCCCCCAGGAAAGAAGCGAGCACUCCCGGGAGAGCUACACCCCAGAGCUACAAGAACUGCAGAUGAGGCUCUCGGACGCCAAGCAGGAGCAGAGCAGUGCAAAGCAGGGCCUGCUGCGGUUGGAGGAGAUGCUGCAGGAGGAGCAGGACCGGCGCCUGGCAGCCGAGGAGGCCUUCUCUGCAGCCCAGGAGCACAUCCGCAGGCUGGAGUCGAAUGAGUGGGCGCAACCGCUGGAUACCAGCAUCGAGAUGCCCUCCAGCCCGGAGCAUGCGCUGCUGGGGGGUCCCCCGGACGGCUCCUUCAGCAAGGCUCGAGGGGGCUCAGGGCUGCGGCGCGCCCUUCGCUCGCUCUUCUGUGCCCGGCGACGCCUGCCCCUCCUUGUGACCGCCUACCUCCUCACGGUCCACGUGUUGCUGCUCCUCUGCUUCACAGGCCACUUGUGAGAGCCGCCCCCGGGGGCUGCCCUACCCAGACGGGCACGGGGGAGUCUUUGGGCUAUUGUAGCCCCUGGGCCCGGCGAGUCUCGCUGCGCUGUGGACGGAUGAGGAAGCCCUGGGGUGCAGCUGCAGCGGGGGAUCAUCCAGCCCCCUGUGCAGGCCGCCUGUUGACCAGCGGGCCCCUCAGGACGCCGCCAGCCAGCGGGAGGCAGGGCCAGGGUCCGGCUUCGUUCGCGUCCGUAACACCCUGUUGGUUUUGUUUGUGUUCUUUUAGCGUUGGGGUUUUGACGAUUCGCUUCGCACACUGAGUCGGGGCGGGGUUGAUUUGGGCUGCGUCGGUUGCCCUCCGCCUGCAGACCAAGGGCUACACCUGUGCCGGGGCGCACCUGCUCUCGGCGCCUCAGCGGGGGUUUCCCACACGGCUCUGGGAAGGGACCAAGUUCACUCGAUUAACUUCUAGCUUAUUGUAAGGACCUUCCGCUCUGCACCUGCUGUUUGUGCUCUACGACCCAAAGGGUUGGAGAGGUUGCACUUAAAGGGAUGGACACCUCAGGCACAAACCGCCCCCGGCACCCCCUCCCUGGACAAGGGGCAGGAGGAGAGGGGGGUGUUGGCCCAGUCUCGGGAAUGACAAAGGCGGGGGCGGAAGGAAGGGGACUGCCAGGGGCUGUGGAUCCUAUUUCUGGCACUGAACAGAGGAGAGGAAAUGGGUGGGGGAGCACAGUACUAAAGCCCCGAUCCGGCAUCCCUUUACAGAGGGCUGGGUGCACCGCGGAAGGCAAGUGGCACUCUCCUCAGUUCCCAGCCUCCUCCAUGCACAACCAGUGGGGAGGAAUUAUUCUUCCCUUGCAGUUUGGGAGGCUGCAGGGUAGCCUAGGAGAGCCCCCCGCGGGGAGGCCUCCUUUUCUCCACCGGUGGCCUUUGCGCCCCCAGCCUCGGCCCUGCCAGCCGCUCUUUGGCGUGUCCUUGAAGUGGUGCGUGGGGCUUUCCUUUCGCCUUCCAAAUCCCGUCUUCUGAUCCUCUGAACUCCCACCCUUGUGCAAUAAAAGAUGAUUAUUUUUCCGAG
Molecule: messenger RNA, 10760 nt
Organism: Elgaria multicarinata webbii
Lineage: Eukaryota; Metazoa; Chordata; Lepidosauria; Squamata; Anguidae
Gene: GOLGB1
Product: golgin B1
Exons: 23
Coding region: 71-9700 (3209 amino acids)
Cellular component (GO): endoplasmic reticulum-Golgi intermediate compartment; membrane; Golgi apparatus
Source: RefSeq, a predicted model, not a curated record